Molecule: messenger RNA, 1682 nt
Organism: Hemiscyllium ocellatum (epaulette shark)
Lineage: Eukaryota; Metazoa; Chordata; Chondrichthyes; Orectolobiformes; Hemiscylliidae
Gene: pkia
Product: cAMP-dependent protein kinase inhibitor alpha
Exons: 6
Coding region: 382-615 (77 amino acids)
Biological process (GO): negative regulation of cAMP-dependent protein kinase activity
Cellular component (GO): cytoplasm; nucleus
Molecular function (GO): cAMP-dependent protein kinase inhibitor activity
Source: RefSeq, a predicted model, not a curated record
GAGAGCUGCGGGUGGAAUAGCAAAGCAUGCAUGCAGCUGACUUUUAGGUCAACAAAAUAUCCGGAAUGGUUUAAACCACACGCCCGAUUUAACCUUUCCAUAAAACGGUUGAUUCUUCAAAGCUGUGGGAAUCCAGAUCAGUACAAUUCAGUUUGUUAACCUUGGGAGAACCCUUCUGUGGAGUUGGGAACCUUUUAACAGAGGAGUUGAACAUCAAAGUAAGGACAUUCUGCUUCAGAUAUACAAGGCAUUGGGUUUCGCAUUUCUGGAUUUCACAGGACAGUAUUUCACACCUUUUACAUCCAGUUUGUAAUAGCUUAAGUGGAGCAGGAGUACUGGCAGGGACUGGUUGGGAUAUUGCUAUGUGGAAACUUGUCAGCAAUGACUGAUGUUGAAACCUCGUAUGCAGACUUCAUUGCUUCAGGAAGGACUGGACGGAGAAAUGCACUGCAUGACAUCCUGGACUCUCCAUCUGGUGUAAACACAAGCGAUUUAAGCCUUAAAUUAGCAGAGCUGAACAUUGACAAAAAAGAGGGGGAUGCUGAUAAGGAAACACAGGCUUCAACAAAUCAACCUUCUGGAUCUCAGGAGGCACAAGAAAAGGGAGAAAGUUAACCUGUAAGAAACCUCUUGAACUAACGGGUGCUGCUCAACAGUUUUGGUGUUUCCUAAAGUCAUCAGAGUUUGUUCACAGAGUUUAAGAAAUUGAAACAUGGGUUCCUUAGAAGACUGGCAAUCUGGAAAUGGACUUGUUAUGCUUUGGACUGAAUAUAUCGUUACAUGCAAAAUGGACUCGACCUUCCUCUUUCUCAAUGGUUGAAGAGAUGCUGAUUUGAAUUAUUAAAGAAAAUGUGAUUUCUGGGUCAGUUACAUCCACAAUUAGCUUUAGCAGGAUGAUAGAACAGAUCAAAUAUCUGCUCGACUUGUCAGACUUCCAUGUGUCAAUAUGUGUCAUUAUCCAAGACAGAGGAUCCUAUUGCAUUUAAGGAAAGCGAUUCAGUGAUCGAGAGAAAACUAUAGGUGCCCUGAUCAAAGCACUAUAGUCAGGAAAGCUGAAAUGGUUUUCUUUUGAUUUUUGCAAGUGACCAGAAACAGUGUUUUACUGAUGCUUGUGAGCACUCAGUGCUGUUCACCUGAAUGUGUGUCAACCGGACUGUCUUUAAUCAAAAUGUAAUGGAAAGGAUAGGACUUUUGUAAUAUAACUGACCUGCUUGGAGCUUGCAGUAGUUGUUUGUAAAGAUUUGCUGUAUAAUAGUUUGUGUUGUAAGAUUUGUUCUUGGAUUACUUAAACAUCAAAGUCACCAAGCAAUUGCAUAAAGUUUCACAAGGAGACAGCCUGUGGGCACAUUCACGUCUUUGUAGCUUGCCAUAUUUAUAAUUUAGUUCCGUUUAGCAGUGUCUGUUAAAAGCUAAGCAUUCCCAGAGGCACGAUACCCAGUGCAGUUUAUUCAAUUCAAUACAAUUGUUUAUGAUACCUGUGAAAUAUUCAUUCUUCUUCAGCACCGCCGUUUUGGGAGAGACAAAAUGUAUCUUGAAAGAACAUUAUGAUUUUUAAUCAUAACCAGUUCAAAUAUUAAAGAAAGUAAUGAUCUUAACUUGAAACAUUUGCAUGUGUAUUUACAGUUGCUUUAAUUUCACAGAAUUAGCCCUUUAAUUAAUAUUAACACACACAUAUAUAUAUG